Molecule: messenger RNA, 1888 nt
Organism: Medioppia subpectinata
Lineage: Eukaryota; Metazoa; Arthropoda; Arachnida; Sarcoptiformes; Oppiidae
Source: the annotation of a GenBank genome assembly
GAUGUACUGAAGGCUCGUCACACAUAUGGAUGAAAGCGACGUGUCUUCGAGCGAUGGAUUAGAUCUCGUGGUCAAUGAGAUCAACGACGUCUCCCAUAAGGAUAGUAUCACUUUUGAGAUUCUUCAUGUGGUGAAAGAGGGUCAGAGCCAACACGGCCUCAAACAUGGAGACUAUCACCGGUACAGACAGUACUGCUCGCGACGUCUUCGGCGGAUCAGACGGUCGUUGAAUUACGUGCAGAGUUCCGGUAAGACUCGGCCCACAUAUCAGCAGAAAGUGGUGACCAAUCAGUUGGUGAAUGAGGCGACGAAGAGCAAGAAGGACCCGAUCAGGUAUCUGAUGAUACCGUUGUUUUGCGCUGAGAGGAGUUGGUCGCACGCCAUGCAACUCAAACAGGAGGCCAACACAGAGCCGCGCAAGAAGUUUCAUCUGAUCCGCAAAUACAAGAAGGCGGUGAAAUACGCGCAGUCUUUGCAGACCAUUUGCAACUCGAGUCCAACCAAAUGUGACGCCAGGACUCGACUCGAGUCCACGGCUUACGCCUCAUACCUGACCGGACUCUUCCACUUCGAGACCGAACAAUGGCUUAAAGCCAAUGAAUACCUCAAGAAAUCACAGACUAUUUACGAGAAACUCUUUCACGCGAUUGCCGACGAAGAAGUGGCCGUUCAUUACAGACAACGAUGCGAUGAAAUCAAACCCACUCUUAGGUACUGUGCGUUCAAUAUUGGCGACCAAAACAUUGAGACUCAGGAUUUGACUAAAAUGCAAACCGAAGCCAAUGAAGUGGACGACCAGUUAUUGGCCAAUAAGUUAGAUCAAUUGAUUCUUCAAACUCGAGAGAAACAAUCGGCGACUUUGAGUGAAAUCCAAUGGUUGGGCAAAACGAUUGCCGUUAAACAGGAGAAGAUUCGGUCUUUCCUUCUGUUAAUGCAAGACUUGACACCGACUUCGAUGACAAGAGUGUCUCAAUUCGAGAAACUGAUAUUCGAGUGCAGAGAUUGUGUUCAACUCCUAAGAGAGACCAAUCAGGAGAAGACACUGUUAUAUAAUUAUUUGUCUUAUUUAAGACUAGAUCUAACAGUUGGACGUAAUUUACAAUUAAUUAAAACCCUUAAGAGUUCUUCAGAUAUGAUCCGUCCGUUUGAAACAAUAAUAGGAAGCCUAUCGGAGAUAAAGUCUUUGCCUUUAGAUCAAUAUUACUCUUCAAGUGAUUCUGUGGAUGAAUUUAAUCAACAAAUUGAGUCUAAAGUGACUGCUUUUAAGGCCUUCCGGUGCUAUCAUAUCGGAAAUGUUAACAAAAAUAGUUGGAAAGAGUCGGUCGCACUCCUGCACCGAUCGGCACAGUAUUGCGAAACUGCACUCAAAGACAAGAACACACCGAAAGAAAUGGUAUCUGAAUUGACGCAAUUGAAGGCCAAAGCGGAGUCCGAAAAGUUUACAAUUUAUGCCAACAAUCUAAUGAAAGAAGAUGUGUCUCAAACCAAAGUUAACACAAACAACAUUCCCCCGUUAAUCUCACGUUUGGACACAUACUAUGAAGACACGGAAUUAGUGGCCGGUUCCUCGACGUUGGCCCCAUUCCCGCCUCAAUUCCAAGCGAUUCCAUGCAAACCAUUAUUUUUUGAUUUGGCUCUCAAUCACAUCGCUUUCCCAUCAUUAGAGGCAGAAAAGGCUAAUCCAAAGAAUUCUGGAAUUACGGGAUUCGUGAAGGGAUGGCUCGGAGGAUGGCGUAAAUGAUGUCUUUUGACAACAUUUUAUAUGGAAUUUAUUGAUUUACUCGUUGACCACAUUUUGUCAAUAAUUACUUAUUAAUUAAUUGCAGAAUGUAUUGAAUUCAACAUCAAAUAAAUGAUUUUUAUAAACAUUUCGGAACAUUAGAAACAA